AUGGUUGUCUUAGCAUUUCAAUUAUUUGUUUUAUUUAAUGCCAUUACGGCAGUAAAUAAAACGCAUGGUGAAUUAUCAUUUCAUGAUGGUAAUAAUAAUCGGAAUAUUGUACGAGAGGUCGAAAAAAGCAACCAAAUGAUACCAGCAGCUGCAUCUCAAGGAAUAGCCGAUACUACAAGUCGAAGUGAUCCAAAUAAUAUAUUAUCGACUUUACUUACUUGCAAAGCUUUUAAAAAGACAAUUGUCGAUGUUGAGAUGGCAUGGGAAAUCUUAACACUUCAUUCUUCACCACAGCUCAAUAUUACAAAAAUUUAA
Messenger RNA from Cercopithifilaria johnstoni, 315 nucleotides. The record is from the annotation of a GenBank genome assembly. NCBI's taxonomy places the organism in Eukaryota, Metazoa, Nematoda, Chromadorea, Rhabditida, Onchocercidae.